This is a messenger RNA of Drosophila erecta, 653 nucleotides long. Its product is annotated as shematrin-like protein 1. The record is from RefSeq and is a predicted model, not a curated record. The coding region runs from base 108 to 554 and encodes 148 amino acids. NCBI's taxonomy places the organism in Eukaryota, Metazoa, Arthropoda, Insecta, Diptera, Drosophilidae. The transcript is spliced from 2 exons.
GAGCAAACCGAGCAGCCGCUGAUGGGCGCCCGAUUAAGCUCCAUUAAAAAAGCGUUUUAUGCUUUAAAAUCGCAAGCAUUCGGCGGCAAACUCUAUAAAACCAGUUAAUGUCGGGGUUUUUGCAUUCAGUUAACGUUCGAGGAUUACACACGCCAAACACGCCAAACACGGCCAGCAAAAACAUGUCCCUGAAACAGUCGAGCAGCUCUUCAUGUUAUUGGUUCGGCUUGGUCCUGCUCACGAUGCUCCUGCAGCCCUCCGCGAGCCAAUAUUACGGAUAUCCCUACUACGGCGGGGCUAAUGCGGCAGCAGGAGCGGGAUACGGAAACAUCUACGGCAGCGGCAUGUACGGAUACCCCUACAGCUACGGCGGAUAUCCGUACUACUCGUACCCCGGCUACAACCCGUACUCCUCGAUGUACGGCGGAUACGGCCAGUACGGGUAUCCCUAUGGGGGAUAUCCCUAUGGCGGCAACGGCAUGAACGUGGCCUACGCCAGCAGCAGUGGAGGAUUCGCAACAGCCAGUGCGGGCGGAAGCGGAUACUACGGCUAAGCGGCUCGCAACCUGAGAUAGUUAAGUGUACGGUUAACGGUUAAGUCACCCUACUCCAUAAGUGUGUUAGUGCUAAUAAAUAUAUUAUUUAUGUACUAU